Molecule: messenger RNA, 6911 nt
Organism: Porites evermanni
Lineage: Eukaryota; Metazoa; Cnidaria; Anthozoa; Scleractinia; Poritidae
Source: the annotation of a GenBank genome assembly
AUGAAUUAUUUUAGAUUGACUGUCUUGCUUUUGCACUUUUACCUCUACCGUUUGAGUUUCGCUUUGUUUUCGCUGAAAGACACGGAUAUUUUCAGCAUUAUUGUAAAGCCUUAUGGAAUCAUUUUGAAAGAUGAUAUCUUAGCGAAGUUGUUUGUGGACUUGAGGCAGUGCCCAGCCUUCAGUGAGGCAUUUAAAGACUGCGAUUUAAUUUUUGCCAACGAAACUACCUUUAAACCUGAACAGGCCCCCUCAAAACUUUGUCCAAGCGGCAGCUAUAGUUGCUUUUAUAAUGCUGUGAAAUCAAACCAACAGUUCAAAGGAUGGCUUGAGGAAGUACAGAGCAAAGAAAAACAAUUGUGUGCGCAAAAAUGCUUUCAGUCAUUGGAGACACUCGCAAAAGGAUGUAUUCAGCCAGGGCAAUCGAAUUUAAAGGUAAUUAUACCAAUUUUAUUUAUUUGGUAUUUACCAAUUUAACUGUUUAAUUUAACAAGGUCUGGAAAGUGAGGCCUUAGAACCCCCAUUCCCACUCCUUUCUCUGGAGAAACCCUCAUUCCGAACUUUUUUCAUUGAUAUCCCAAAAAUCGUUUUCUUUCCAAAUCCACAUUUCCUGCCCAAAUUUUGGCGAAUCCCCCUUCCCCAAGUAGCAGUCAAAUCCUUUAUCCUGUUGGGGCGAUCUGCACCCAUUUGAAAGAUUGUUUGUGACUGGCUGGGAAAACAAUAGGGAUUGUGACAUAACAAUGCCCCUAUCCCUGAAAACAAUUGAAGUGCAGAUUAAAGGGGACCAAUGAAAUGAGAGGCUUAGAACGCUGUAGGUAAACCGAUCCUGUCAACAUUUUCCAGAAUCCAGCACUGUAGUGUGCCCAGAUCCCAGCUCAUGGCAGUACCCUUUCAGACCCUGUUUAAUUUCAUCGUGAUGGUACUUAUGCAUGUAGAGAAUGUGUGAGCUCCUGAGCAUCCACACCAGAUUUGCCCUGGUAGGUGGGUGGGUGGGUGGGGGGUAAGAGACUCCAAUACGAAAAAGACAAAGAUGCUCAUGACGGGUGUAAAUUGCAGAUUUUAGUAUCAUUCACUCUCCUCUAAAUCUCAGUUUGACCAACACAAAACAUACACAACCCAAGGGUGCAGCUCACUUCAAGCAAUCUGAACGCUGCGACAGUAAGACCAAGAUGAAAUACCUUACCUGCACACCCAAAUAUAUACCAAUGCUAACUACCCACAUACCAGGGUACAUGCCUAAACAAACACAAGAUACCAAUGAGAGCAUAUUUUCCUGCUAAUUGCAAAGUCAAAUGCAGAAAAAUUGAGAUAUUCAAGAUAGAAAGCCUACGUUUUUACCCAUACCAGUAUCGCUUAGGGUUGUACAUAAAGGUCAUUGUUCUUAUAAAACAAACCAAAUAAUAUCAUUGUACUCUGCUGCAUACGGCAGUCAGUGUCAAGGUCUUAUCAACUUGUUAUAGCUCUUUUCUGGUAAUCUGUUUUAGUACAGUUUCCUUAUAAGAAGUCAAAUAAUUAAACCCUUUAAAAGUCAUGCCCAGAUCAGUCUUCCUGUAGUGGAUAGGCAUCUGUGUCACGUUCAUGUGGGAGUGGCCUUCCCCCUUUUCAGCCUUCUAGUAAUUUGCAGAUGUGACUACGAGUUUUGUAACUUAAAUCCUAAUCCUAACAUCAUCAGUCAUACCAGUACUUUCACCUGCAAAUUGAAUCUGCUCCAUGUAUUACCAGAGCUGUUGUAGUUCAGCUGAAUUUUGCUACCCUAUACUAGACUAAACUCCCCAAAUCCCCCCCUAUCCUAGAGUAGCUUUUAGGCUGAGCUGCUUACCGGUAAAUUGAAACUUGCUGAUUUGAUUUUUUUAAUAUUUUUGAGUGGCAAUUCCCAGUUUCCCUAGUCUAGACUAAAAUCUACAACCAAUUGAUCAAUUUUCCUGGAAAAUGAUACCCUAUUCUAAACCCAAACUCUGUGAUUUAUAUACCCUAUCCUAGAGUAAAUUGCUUGAAAACCAUACCCUCCACAGCGGAACAUUCCUAUGUAGCCCAUAUAUGGAAGUACCCCCCCGGCCACUGGGCCACCAAAUUUCUACUUGUACUUGCCUAACAUGUUAGUUAGUAGUUGUUAGCUUUGUGCUGACUUUAAAUUUUGGUCUUAUCAUCUCCCAAAACAAAGUGAAAAAUGCUGAAGAAAAAAAUGAUAAUAUUUGUACCUUCUUUUUGUAUAAUUUACAGGAAAGGGAGAGAACUUACAUUCAGUUUGUGUUGGAAGUUCUCAAAUCAAUGUGCAUUAAGGAAGACAAUUCAAUGUCCUGUGGAGAAAAGUUUAUCUCUGGAUUACUUGAGAACCGUACAUCAAAUUAUAAGGUACAGUUUAUGACCGUUUCAAUAAGAAAUAAUAGCAAAUUAAAGGGGCCCUGUUAAGGUAAAAUUCUGACAAAUGAUGUGGCCUUGAAACAGUGACUUAAGACUAGAUGAACUGUUGACAAACAACAUGAAGAUGGGUUGAAGCUGUGACAUUGCAGGGUGCAAAGAAAGUCAGUUUUACAACUUGCCAUUUGGGCAAACUGAAGGUAGCAUUUAGUAGCCCAAAUGUCAUUUGAACUAGCCCCAAAAAUGCUUUAAUGAGCAGAAUUGAUUUCACAGUUCUUCUGUAAUUUGAGUUUUUCAAAAAACAUCACUUGCCAGUUGGGCAAGUCGAGAACAAAACUCACUUGCCCAAUAGCAAACUCCACUAGCCCCGGGCUAUCGGACACUACUUUCUUUGCACGCUGCAAUGACAAAGAAUAGUAAUUGCAAAUACAGUAGAGAGGAGAAGUGUGAGGUCACAUUACCAUGGUAGCAAAAUUGCUGGAUCACAAUAAUAGGGAGCUUAAGCAACGAUGCUGGCGACGGCAAAGAGAACUGGAAAAAAGAAAUAGGUUUAUAUCAGCAAAACAACAACUCUGCAUGUGCUUCACCUUUUUUGUACGUUUCUAAGCCAUCGUUGCAUGGCUGCAAUGUGAAACUUCCUAAUUUCAUGCACCCGCUUUAUGAAGUAGGUGAGCACAACACAAAGUUUUUCUUUUUUUUCCUACACUUAGAAACAGUCCUUUCGGAUUUAACCCCAGAAAAUUUUGCCAUUAUUUGACAGAUUUUAAUUUGUCAAAAAUGAAAUUGAAUAAGAUCGUUGAAGUUUGAAACAGUGCCAAUUCACUUUUUAAGUGAUGUUUUCAGUUUGUUGUUAUCCAGAAAUUUUGCUAUUUUGGCAAUGUGAUGUAACUAUUAAUAGUAAAAUACCAGCAGCAUUAUGGCCACCUCCUCAAUACACACAAAAAAGGGUUUAAAGGUUUGUUUAUAGUAGAAAGUCCACGUAGCUUAUCCAGCUAGUUUACAGGCACUCCACUAAAAUACUUAGAAACAAAUAGUUCAAACAAAACAUAACAGGAUUAAAAACCCGAACUGGCAGGAGGCAGCCAGUUUGCUAUUUACAAGCGUAGCCAAGGAUUUGAACCCGGGACGGCUGUAACCAGAGUAACCAGAGUAACCAGAGCAGGACGUGUGGCCAGGACUACCAGACUGCAAGUCCAAUGCUCCUGCGGGCCACUAGGCCGGGCUGCCUUCUUUAGAAAGGAUUGGUUUUUUAAAAUUCAGACUAGGGAUAUUAUGUAACCCCCCGUUAGAGGCCUCAAUAAAAGCUAUUUAUGCUGGUUGCAAUACAUGUAGGUUUGAAUAAAAUGGUGUAGUAAUAUAUGUAUGUUGGGAAUCAGUUCUAAAAUCUGCCCUUAUUCUUUUAAAUUAGCUGAGUUUUUCUUGGUUUCCUGUUGAGAAAAUUACUUUUUAGAUUCAAGAUUUUGAUUUGAACCUUCUUAUCCUGAGGUAUUUGCAAAUUCCUCUUUUCACUUUUUUUUUGGAAAAUAUAUUUUAACUUAGAUAAUGUUUUUCCAUAUAUUUUUUUCUUAAACAACUUGUUUGUUAUUGAAUAAUUAGCCUUUAACUUUAAUAGGAAUGCAAAGAGAAUUCAGUGGGACACAACUGCUCAACUGAUUGUCAGAAGGUAGGUUUUAUGCAAUUGUAAAAAACUGUGCAUAGAAAAAUGGAAGGAGAUGAAUGCCAAAUAUCAUUCUGACAAAGACAAAAACUGUUUAUUUGCUCAAUUUCAGCUGUUUUAAGAGCAAAUUAGCAGUGAGAUAUAACUAAUAAAUUAUUAUAUACACUGAUGACUCCGUUCAAAUCAUUUGGAAGGAUUUAUAUUGGGUUUCUCUACUUCUAAACUUUAGGACUUGCAGCGGUUUUAUCACAAGCUUGGAUGCUGUGUUGGUUCAGUCUCUCGCAUCAUGGAUUGUUUCAGGUCAGUAACCCUUGUGUUUUAUUUACAAAGCAAUAUUGCCAUACAGUAAAAUCUCAGCUGGAUAAUGCUCAAUCCAACAGUAAUCAGAAGCAGCCCAUUAAACAAUGGAUAUCAAGUUGUGUUGCAGUCCCAGGAAUUCCACCUAAAACCCUUCAUUUUUAGCCCAUUCGUCCCUGAACCGCCUGUAACCAGGCACCUCUGGGGAUCCACAUCCCUUGUUUUGCUAAUUGUGAUGUCAUCAGUUUUAACGGGUAAAGACAGCUUUAUAUCUAACUUGUGAAGGAGAAAUCUUUCAAACCAUACCAUGUUUCAGUCAAGGAUGCCAUAGAAAAGGGAAAAAAAAUUAUGACAUGGUGAAAAGAAAAAUGUAAUCCUAAGAUCCCUAGAAAAGCUUUCCCANGAGGAGAGAAUGAAAUGCUUUCUGGGCAUGCCUGAAAUCCAGAACUCAAUAUUCUACUGAAAUAUUUUUGCGUCUGGAACAGAAGGCCACAAACUGCUCAACUUAUAAACAGCGUUUUAGGUAGUUUUGGUUAAAUAUAGCCAGACAGUGUCCAGAAAGCAGCUCAACUAUCUUCAAAAUGCGAUUUUUGCAAUAUUCCCAGGAGGGAAUGGGUUAACCUCCCAAAGUGCAUGCCAACAACUUUUUCAGGGUCUGAAAAAGGAUCAGGUCAUGUUAUCCAUUUAAUUGUGCUUUAAAUAUGUUAGCUUACAGUGUAGAUAGCUAUUACCCCAAUACGUUCUUGUCCGGGGGGGGGGGUUCCUCUGGGAAUUCUUGGUGGGGACUGUGCUGCCCAGUUCUCCAAAUCCUGAACUUUUUUCAAACCAAAAAGUGUCAUUUUCCUCACCCAUUCUCAGACCUGGCCUCUAAGAAAUAGUUUAAAAUAAAUUAUGUCGUUAUUAUUUACAUCAAAAUGCCAACAAAAAGAUUCCUUAAAAUCCAUUUCAAAUUCUCAAAUUACUAUGUAAUUCUUAUUAAUUUGGAAUAAAAAUGACAGAAAUGUUCAUACAUUCCUGUAGAUCCCCAAAAAACCAUACCCGGUUUCAGACAAUAAGGUCUAUACCCAUUUGCAGACCGAAACGGCGCAAAACCAUAUUCCUUGGGAUAGCACAUACUCUUGUGGCUUAUAUUAGGCUGAUUCAGCAACAGAACGGUAACGUCAGUUGACGACGGCGCGCAAAUCAAACAACUGGCUUGACCAAUGGCAGAGCGACAAAUUGGGCACCGGAAGUCGAGUUUAGUCCUUUCCGCGCCCUUUCUCGUCGUCAAAUGACCUUCGCGUGCUGUUGCUAAAUCAGCCUAUUAGGGACUUACCCCACCCCGCCCCCCGGGGUUCUUGUACUGAUACCUUAGCAUACUCUUCGUUGCAGCAUCAAUCCACAAAGUGGCAGUUAUGGUGUUUAUGUGCAAGAAAGUAACUCGACAUGUCAAGUGAAAAGACCUGCUGCCUGUUCACAGAGUAUCAGGGUGAGGCUAAUAACGAGCAGUCUCUUUCUCCUUUUCCUUAGUCGGUUGAGCGAAACGCGUAAGACACGAAAAUGACCACGUGCGUGACCGAAGGCGCGAGAUGGGAGAGAACAUGUGGGUCUCAAGGGUCUCUUGUUGUUUAUCCCGCAAUACAUGGACUCAUACCCAGCCCUCCUUGGUUUGAAAGCAGGCAAUAGCCAAUAAAAGAAGACGAGCUAGUGCACCAAAAACAGUCUCAUAAUGCAAUUUGACUUCACUCAAACCCAGUUCUCUCGCGCAAAGUCAAAAUGGCUACUAGGAAAUAUAGAUAGGCUGGGGCGUGUGCUGUUUUUUGUUCUUGACUACUGAACAGUUAUGUACUAAUUCCUUAUUUGCUACCCUGCUCAAACCAGUAUUAAAAAGUUAUCAUGUAAUAAGCAACCACCUUUAGGGUGUGUCAACACGAGCCGUGUGCAACCCUCUUUAUUAUGUCUUUACAAGCAAAAUUCAUGAUAAUAAGUCAACAAACCCGUAGAAAGUCUGAUAAUGUCAAACCAUUACAAGAGAACAACUAGUAAUAUUAGAGACAAGCUAAUCUGAACCAUGCUCAUACAACAAUGAUACAAUAAAGGCUCCAAAUCUUACACAUGGUGGCUUAUAGAUACGUAUGUGAAAAAACUAAUAGCCCAAAGUCUCAUUGGGUAUUUAAUUUCGAGAGCGUAGGGACGGUCGAAUGACGUGAAUAAACUUAAAUGAAGGCUCCGCAAUAUUAUAUAUGUAUACACCAACCCUCCGCUAGUAUUCAAUUAUUGUUACAACAUACUAUGCAAGACCUUCCGCAAAAGGUUACUUAACCCAUGAUAUAAAAUACAUUUCCAGUGUCCAUCGUAUUGGCAAACAGCUGCACCUCCAACAUCUCCUGCAAGUUCAUCGACGUCUUCUAAAGGGAGUCUGAUAGUAGGAAUCUGUAUAGCGAUGGUCAUCUGCAUCGGGGCAGCCCUCAUUGUGGCGAACUAUUGUUACCGUCGAAUGAGAAAGAGGGCGAAGAUUCGAUUUGAAGACUAUGGCUACUCCAGACUAAAAAUGCUCGAGGACGACUUGUAUUUCGACUUGGAGAUCGAAGACGAUGAGAGCAAGGGAUUAGUAGAUCUAUAG